Phytomonas sp. EM1 is the source of this 1203-nucleotide messenger RNA. The record is from the annotation of a GenBank genome assembly. Lineage: Eukaryota; Euglenozoa; Kinetoplastea; Trypanosomatida; Trypanosomatidae.
AUGGGUGAAUCCACCAACGAAACGUGGACCUGCUCGAUAUGUAGUCAUUCCCAUCCGGUCAAGGAGACCUACUGCCACAUAUGUCUUUACUCCCGCCCGAUGGAUCGCCGCGGUGUGCCGCAAAUCUUCGCCGGAUAUGCGAUUCACUUCAAUGGUGUGAUUCCGCGUACGCUUAUACAUCCAAGUCAUUCCAUCGAAUGGCGCAUGGCAGAGAGGCAUGGGGCCGUCUGCAUCCCUAAGUUCGACCCGGUAACUGUGAAUUUGCUUGUCUACCGCCAGGGCUACGAGCGCAGUGAGAAGACUCGUUUAUGUGUAGAAUACCACACACACAUCCCCGCGGUGCCGAUUACGUGGAUGAUGGAAUCGUUGAUGCAAUCGAGGCAGAUUCGUCUAGGACUAUACCGCCUCACUACCAUUCCAGCUGUGGCAAACGCUUCCAUGAGUGGUAACGUCAUUCCUCAUCAUAAUCACCCAUAUUACCAUCUAAACAAGAUGGACUACAUGAUUCCGACAUCGAUUCCAUCAAACCAUGCAGCAAAUUCGUCUGCAGAAUCAAAUGCGACGUCGAGGAACGCUAGUUUUAGUUCAAGGCUCCACUUGCGAGCAGUCUCAGGGGCGAACUUGCCUCCCACUUUCGAUAUAAAACCUCCACGUUUUACCAACAUAGAUGUGUACGAUGCAGUCGUCGCCUGUGCGCAGCGCGCGAGCAGCACAAAUGGUGCUGAAAACAUUAGCAAAGAGAACCGCGUAACGGGAUCACGGAAAGGCAAGACUGAAAUUCACUUAAUUAAAUCUAUGCAGCAAAACAAUAGCAUCAGCCCAGUUCUUUUCACUGGUAUCAAGAUUGUCCUAUCGCCUUCUUUGGAAGAAAAUAAGACUGUAUUGAAGGCGUUGCAGGCCUGCGGAGCCACUGUCAUGAGUCCUUGUGAGAACCUCGAACAGGCCCUUAGAUCGGGCUUCACGCAUGUCAUCUACGCCCAUGAAGACAAGAAGUCGGACUUUAUGAUCGCCGCUGCCUAUUUGAAAUCUUCUGCAUUUCCUACGGUUCAGCUGAUCCAAUCCAAUUGGCUGGAGGAUUGUUUUAUGGUUGGAGAAGCGAUCCCUGCAUGUGGUAUGUAUGUCCCAACAGCGAAACUCAUGGAAACAUUUCAAAAAAAAAGCAUGAAGAGAGAUUUCAAGCGGUAUCUUAUCAGCACAAAGUAA